AUGAUAACUCUACAGAUUUUGAAACUUAUCAGCCACUUCCGAGUAGAGUUUUACUCUUUCCCUUCCCUUCUCGCACCUUGUUCAUUUCAGUUGAUACAAUGCGGCCGAGAAAGCGUCCAUCUGCGUCCUCCAAUUUGCGCCGCCUACAUCUGCCAUGUGAAUCAGUUGGUGAAGAAUCGACCUGUUACCCUGGCGUUGACAGGAUGGCUUUCCGCUAGAACUUUGUUUGACCGCCAUUUUACAGAUGUUGAGGUGAGUUCUUGCCUUCCGUUGUAUCCAUCGUAUAAUUGUCGAUUCACUGUGACCAGCUUCUGGAGCACCAACUGCUACUUUUUGUCACGAGACCCCGAAGUGAAGUAUUAUAUGUCUGACUCGGCUCUUGGGUCUGUCUAG
Protopolystoma xenopodis is the source of this 393-nucleotide messenger RNA. NCBI's taxonomy places the organism in Eukaryota, Metazoa, Platyhelminthes, Monogenea, Polystomatidea, Polystomatidae. The record is from the annotation of a GenBank genome assembly.